CAGGUAUGGGAAAAUCUCUGUGUUCCUGCACAGCAUUUUAACAUUGUGAAUGAAUUGCCACCAAACUUCCACAUAGUCAUUCUGCAGCAUUCAGAAGAUGGAUCAAGCCUAUAUAGCGCAAUGAUUAAGAAGCCAAAAUUUAGCAGUGGACAACAGAAGGGAAAACCCAUUCAUCCAACAGUGCAGGCUAAAGUUUCUCGUAUUUCUGUGAAUCCUGACAUGCUCUUGAGUUUGUUGGAGAAAGUACGUCUUUACAAGCAGGAAAGGAUGAAUAGUUUCCUUAAACAGGAGUUGCUGAAAAAAUUGCAUACUGGGAAGGCUUAUUUUCAGAAUUGGCAAGAAAGUUCUCCUGAACUAGAAACGGAUCUAACAGAAAAGAUAAAUGAAAAUGAGAGAGAACUUACCUCAGAUUUCUGUGAAAUUUUAAAAAACCUGGAAGAAUAUUUGCAGCCAGUGCUGUCACAGUUUGAUAGUUCUGAUUUUAGAGAGCAGAGCCAAACAGCUUCACCAUCUGAGUCAGGAAAAACAAAAGCCAAGGAUAAGGAGAUGAAACAUACUGCACCAGAGGAUACACCUAUGGAUUUAGGAGAGUAUUUAAUAUUACUAGCAGACAAAUUACUUAUGGAGCUACCUUUGGAAGCUCUGAGUAUCUUUCAAGAGGAGGCAAUAUGUUCUGUAUCCAGAGACUUUUCUCUCCAACUUCUGUACAAUCGAAUACAUAUAGAGGAACCAGAGAAUGAAGUAAAAAAAGAUGUUAAAAGUUCAAAGGAGCCAAAGCCAAAAGCAAAUCAGAAAAAGAGCAUAAAAAUAGUGCCAAUUAAUCGUGUUUUACCUUCUAAUUGCAUGCCUGUGGAUAUGAAUAAUUUUAAAUAUAUUGUGGAUCCAUAUAAUGAAACGAAAGAAACAGAAGCAAUAAGUCCUUCUAAAAAAAUAAGGGAAAUCCUACAAAAAUACCAGGAGCAAUUUACGUCUCAUUGGGAAGGUGUUAUUGGAAGCAUUCAUGUUCCAAGUCAAGCUGAAUGGGAGCAGCUACUGAGUAAAAGCAGUGCAUUUCUGUUCUAUGGGAUGGAGAGAUUCUUAUCUCAUAUUUUACUUGACAGAUUGGUUGCUGUGAAUAUCCCAGAGUGCCGGUUGAUGAUACUUUUAGAUCUGAUGCGGUCAACUCAGAGUUGUCAACGACUGACAAAGACUGAUACAUACAAAAGCUCUCGACAGAAGUCUUUAGAGAGACCAACAGAGACAGCAAUCCUUCUGAGCCUUGCUGGUGUGCGUUCCAUCAUGGCUAACCAGUGGUACGCUACCCUGGAAGGGAAUGCAGAAAACCUGGAAACUUUAUCUGAGAAUUUGUUACGAAUUGGAAAAUCAACUGGGCAGACCAUUCGGAUUCUUCAGAAAGAUAAGAGUAGAGAGAAGGUACCACCAAUUAAUGUGGAAGAGGAUUAUGGGAUUUCUUCUAGAAACAGAAUAGAAGACCAAAUCAUUCCCAAUCAGUCACAACCUCUUGCAAUUCAGCCAUCAUCUUUUAAUUGUGUAUUAUAUGGGCUACCCAAUCUAAUUGUUAUGUAAUUCAUGCCAGGUUUCCUUGUUUAACAGGGAACCCAUCUACAAUAUAUACAUUUAUUUACUUUGUCUUGAAGGCUGGUCUUUUAGUCAGUUAUCUUAAGUCAUUUUUGUGUGGAUUAAUAAGAAUUGAAUUUUUGAAUAUCCAAGGUUUGCUGGCAGAUUGAUUUGGUUGUGAAUUUAAAUACUGAUAUUCAAAUAAGUUUCAUGAAAAUAUCUAAGUUUUUUGUCAGAAUUUUGUCUUGCUCUGUUCUUGUGAUGUUGGUGAAAGUCUUUAAAACAAUUUUAGAAGUUUA
Molecule: messenger RNA, 1856 nt
Organism: Gavialis gangeticus (Gharial)
Lineage: Eukaryota; Metazoa; Chordata; Crocodylia; Gavialidae
Gene: CFAP46
Product: cilia and flagella associated protein 46
Exons: 15
Coding region: 121-1566 (481 amino acids)
Biological process (GO): cilium movement involved in cell motility; axoneme assembly
Source: RefSeq, a predicted model, not a curated record